Uncinocarpus reesii 1704 is the source of this 540-nucleotide messenger RNA. RefSeq lists its product as uncharacterized. The transcript has 2 exons. The coding region runs from base 1 to 540 and encodes 179 amino acids. Lineage: Eukaryota; Fungi; Ascomycota; Eurotiomycetes; Onygenales; Onygenaceae. The record is from RefSeq and is a predicted model, not a curated record. Gene Ontology annotation, molecular function: acyltransferase activity, transferring groups other than amino-acyl groups.
AUGGCCAUCUCCAUUCGACCUGCCACGGCCACUGACCUCCCCGCCAUCCACACCAUCUACACCCACUACGUGCGCAAUUCCGUUCUCACCUUCCUCGUCAACGACCCCGCACUCUCCGCCAUCACCGACAAGUACGACGCUACCCAGGCCCGUGGUCUCCCUUUCCACGUCGCAUGCCUUGAUAACGGAGGAAGUGAGGAGGUGGUGGGAUACGCGUGCGCCUCUGCCUACCGUGGUUAUUUGCUCGGUUACGCCCCGACUGUUGAACUGACCCUCUUCGUGCAUCCGGGCCACCAAUCUAACGGGGCUGGAAGUGCGCUCCUGUCAUCGAUCCUCUCCAGUUUAAAGAGCGAGACGAAACAUCUAGCCAAAGACCUUGGAGGUGAUCCACAGAGGGAAACCUGCUGUGAAGGUGACGGACACGGUGUCAUGGUGAGGAAUCUAUUAGCUAUUAUGGCAGUAGAUACAGAAGGAAAGGGAAAGGGAAUGCGCCUGAGAGACUGGAUUGAUGUGAUACAUUUACAGUAUGCCCUGAGUUGA